This is a messenger RNA of Rubroshorea leprosula, 2030 nucleotides long. The record is from the annotation of a GenBank genome assembly. NCBI's taxonomy places the organism in Eukaryota, Viridiplantae, Streptophyta, Magnoliopsida, Malvales, Dipterocarpaceae.
CAUGGCCACACUGUGGAAUCCUAUUAAAGUUUCUACCCUGCUGAAUUGGAAUAGCAACAUUCAAAGAACAUUCUUUCCUCUUGACUGCUGGAAUUGUAAUGGUUACUGGUCAGGACCUCUUUUUAUGAGCAUUGCAGAUAACUGGUAUAUGUAAGCAACAUUUGGCUAUUACUGAGUGUCAAAUUUCAUCUGUACAUACACUUUGCUGAGGUUAAGGGCUCCAAGCAAAUCAGAGCAGAGAAUUAAAAAAUUCUUGAAAUAGAGAACUUUUUUAUGGUGCCAUUGCUCCAGAAUUCUCUAUUACAAGUACCAUAUACAGUUUUAUCGCCGCUGAGUGGAGAAAGCAUUGGCUUUUGUUUGGAAAGAACCAACAGAUCAACCCUCCCAUUAGUUCUCAAUGCUCUUGCUGUCAUGAAAAUGCUAUGGGAGUUGGCUGAUGCAAUAAUUAACUGAAAGUUAACAUAUGUAGUGGAGAGAAACCAGCAACAAGAUCCUGGGGUGGUCUUAAUAACAUCUGAACUCGUCCUCAUGGCGCUUGCAGAUUUACAGGGAAGAUAUCUCAUGUCGCUUCCAUUUGUUGCAGAGAUUUAUCGGAGGAUGAUAUAACCAUAGAAGCACCCAACUGAACUUGUUUAUGAUAUUGUAAGUUAUCUAAGCAUAUUUGGUGAAGUUGAUGGUAAGCGUGAAGCCAAUAACUAAUUCAUAUUUGAUAUUUCUUCCAAACCUUGCAAGAAAUUUAGAAGGAUAAAGCUUUCUGGCUCACUUCCAUUGAACUCAUGGUUAAGGAAUUAAUCAACUUGUUAAGGUUUGCUUCUCAAAUUCAUAUUGUCCCAGAUUAAUUAUUGCCAGUUGUUAUCCUUUUAAGAUCAAUUUUGGAACAUAGGAAGAAAAAGAAUCAUGAGCUUGUAUUAACCAUCUAUUGAAGGAGCUGUAUGCAUUCCCAGGAUUUCUAGUGGCAUGACUGGAUACAACACACCUAACAUUCUGUUUGUUUUCAGAUGCUAAUAAUAAUGUCAACUGAAUUGAUGCAAGUGUGUGAGAGGAGAAGAAAAAGAAGUUUGUUGUUCCAGUGGAAGCAUCAACUGCAACAUUUGUCUUCUUAAUUGCAAGUACCUACAUUUUGGAGCCUAAAAGGAAAUAAUCAAAUAAAUAAAUGACAAGAGGAAUUGAAUACUGAAAAAAAGAACAAGAGGGAUACAACUUUGAAGCCAAAGAAUCGAAAAUUUACAUAUUGUGAGCUAGUGAAAAUUACCAGCAUCUUUGAGAGAGACAUCAGAGGAGGGGCGUAGGAACACUUUGAUGAUUACCUAGAUGAUGGUUCUAAAGUAGCCUGUAGCCGUAAAGAUGCUAUCUCAUCAUCAGGUCAAGGGUAUAAGGAGUUUCUCUUAGAGGUCAUCAGCAAAAAAUUGUCUCUACUUUGUUUGCAGGCCCUGUAAAAAAUUUUCGUUGGAAGGACACUGAACUGAAGAAGUGUUUCUCUCUGCAAUUUGCUUACUUGCAACAAUACAAUUAGCCUUGUUUGCUGGAAUAUUUCCUAGUCCUCCUUUCUUAAUUUGGGGGGUGACCUGAAUGAUGUUGCAAGCUGAGUUGCAGUGCAAGACAGCUGAAAAACUUUAGAGACUAAAGUCGGAGUUGUCUCCCCCUUAACAGUCAGACUAUACAAACCAGCUUGAGAACAGGGUAGAAUCUUGAGAUUCCGUUAUGUAUGCCCCUAGCUCUAUCUAGGGAAGAGAGAAUGAAGUUGUUAUCCUUUAGUUCUCUCUAGAGAUGAACUUUGUAAGUUUGCUAUUUUUCAUGGUGGAUGUUUUUAUCUAGACUAUUUUCAUAGUGGAUGUUUUUAUCUAGACUAGGUCCCAUGGUUUUUACCUCCUUGGGUUUUCCAUGUAAAAAAUUCUUGAUGUUGGUUUCAUUCUUGUUUUUAUCUUAAGCUUGAUUGCCUUGCCCUAAUUUUCUCAGCAAUGAUCAACAAUCACUUCCCUAAGGUAACCUUUAAGGUGAAAUCUUUUGGUUAUUAAACAUAGAAUAUAUUU